Molecule: messenger RNA, 954 nt
Organism: Trichoplax adhaerens
Lineage: Eukaryota; Metazoa; Placozoa; Uniplacotomia; Trichoplacea; Trichoplacidae
Exons: 1
Coding region: 1-954 (317 amino acids)
Biological process (GO): G protein-coupled receptor signaling pathway
Cellular component (GO): membrane
Molecular function (GO): G protein-coupled receptor activity
Source: RefSeq, a predicted model, not a curated record
AUGUAUCAUGGUCAAAGUAAUUAUAGCGACUAUAUCAACGGAAAUUACAGUGGCGUUCCAAUAUCAGAAGUAGAGCAGACAUUACGUGCUGCAGCAUAUACUUUUACUGCACUAACAGGCUUAAUUGGUAAUACAAUCGUCUUGAUCAUAUUUUAUCAAAGCCCUAGCCUUCGUGUACCAGUCAACUAUCACUUAAUAAAUAUUGCCAUUGUUGAUAUUAUUACAUGCUUAUCUCGUCAAAUAUUUAAUAUUAUCGGUGUAGUUACGAAUGGUUGGCCAUAUGGUAAAGACUGGUGUGAUAUUAAUGGUUUUAUGCAAACAUUAUGUUAUUUAUUAACGGUUAUGUCACUCUUGGCCAUUGCAGUUUCUCGUUACAUGGUUAUUGUGCAUAGACGCUCUGUCAGUCAUAAGCAAGUUUGUAUCACGAUAAUUAUCAUCUGGAUCUAUUCACUUGUUCAUUCCUUGUUGCCAAUUAUAAAGUGGAAUCGAUAUUUCUAUCAUAAGAAAGAAUUUGCUUGCGUUCCAGAUUACAAGUAUGAACUUACAUAUCCUUUAUUUUGCGUUAUAGCUGACUUUUUAAUACCGCAAAUAAUUAUUAACUAUUGUUAUCUAAAAAUUUACUUGAUUGCAAGAAAUAAUAGCUUAAAAGUAUUUAAUAAAUCAGCACGACUGGAUAAGAUUCGCUACAAUGUCAAGUUAACUCGAAAUAUGUUUUACGUCUUUCUUGCUUUUUUAAUCUGUUAUAUACCUUAUAGUAUAUCGAUGUUAUUUAUUUCACCCUUUGGAAUUGAAUUUCCAGCCUGGUAUAUUUGGUUUUGCGGUUGGUUAGUUAAUUUAAAUAGCUCUAUCAAUCCGAUAUUAUAUUACUUUAUUUUUCGACGCUUUCGCCAAUUAUAUAUUGCAAUGUUAUGCAAAUGUAAUUGCAAGAUUGCACCCGAAGUUAGCCUGCGAUAA